Molecule: messenger RNA, 203 nt
Organism: Racocetra persica
Lineage: Eukaryota; Fungi; Glomeromycota; Glomeromycetes; Diversisporales; Gigasporaceae
Source: the annotation of a GenBank genome assembly
AUGGGAAUUUCUCUCUUAACAGUAUCUAAAAUUGUAAAAAAGUUUAAAGAAACAGGCAAAAUUAAUGAUUUGCCAAGAUCAGGUCAUUCUAAAAUUUUUUCUUCUGAUGAAGAAAAAUUAAUAUGUGAAAUGAUUAUUCCAGGGCAAUGUAAAAUAGCAGUUGAUAUGCAUGCAAAGUUUUGUUGUGAAACAAAUAAAAAGAU